Messenger RNA from Chrysemys picta bellii (western painted turtle), 1357 nucleotides. The record is from RefSeq and is a predicted model, not a curated record. Lineage: Eukaryota; Metazoa; Chordata; Testudines; Emydidae.
UAGUGGCUGCCUCAGAAGAAGGGAUACAAAUCCUGCAAAGCCCAGCACAGGUGCAGCGGAUCCCUGGACAGACCGCACAGCUGGACUGUCACCCUUCUAAAGCAGAAGGAAGGAUUAUAUGGUACAAGGAACAACAGGGUGGGAGUUUGCAAUGGAUUUACCAGAGUUUUGAGUCUGCACCUCGAGUAAUGUGAACACUGCAGCAAACAUGUUUUCUCUGAUAAUCAGUAACCUGCAAAGAGACGACUCGGGGGUUUAUUACUGUGGCCUCUCUGCCUUUCUGUAUCUACAGCCCAACUUCGGGAAUGGGACCAGACUAAUUGUCGCAGAUGCCGCCGAGCCGAGACUUUCCAUCCUGGUUCCCUCCACCCCGGAGGAUGCUGAGCUUCCCCCCGUCAUUCCUCUGCUCUGCCUGCUCUCAGAUUUCACUCCUCCCUGGAGUGCUGUUCUCUGGGGCACUGGUGAGCAGGUGUCUGAAGGUCAGACGGAUGCUGGAGCCAUCGACGGGAACGGGGUCUUUAGUGUUUGGAGCCUAAUGACAAUCCCUUCUGAGACGUGGAACCAGAAAACGAUCUGCAAUUGCACAGCCAAGGAGAACAGCACGGGGAGAAGCAUCAGUGCUACUGUCUCCAGGGAAACAGGUCCAGUAUCGUAUCAUCCAAUCUAACCUGCCUACCUGGGUAUUUAUCCUACGCCCCUCACCAUGGUAUCUGGGCACCAAGAGUCAGUGACAUCUACUCCAGGCUAGAGAAAUAGACAGGAAGGCUCAGGGGAAUGAUAACUAAUGGAAACAAGGAGAGGUUUGGAAACCAUUGAGAGGGAGCUUGAAGUGUGGGGCAGUUACAGUUACGGUUCCUCCCCCGUCACCCACCUUUCCCACCCCAAGCCCUUCUGAAAACCUUCAUUUUUCAACCCUCCCAGUGGUGAGAAAUGGGUUUCUGGUCAAGUAGCCCGAGCCUUCCCCUGCAUGUGAGCACAGCAAGGACACAGAAGGGUCAGUUGAGCUGAGCCAAAGGGGAAGGAAAUCAACAAAGGGAACAGCGGCAUGAAUGUCAGGAAUGGCUACCUGACAGCGAGAUCUAACAGAGAAUGGAACAGAUGCCCGGGGCAGGGCGGGAAGCCCCUGUAAAGUGCACUAGUGAAUAUAACACAGGGAACAAUCCUGCAGUGGCCAGGAGGGAGCUAGAGGGCACUCAGUGUAACAGGGACGUCUCUAUCUCUGGCUUCUAGGAGUCUGUGCCACCCCCGUUUGAUUCUGUUGCAGCCAUCACGGGAGCAGGAGGUCUCAGGCUGAAAUGGGGCUCCAUGGAACGAUGUCCAGGGCAGGCCGGCAGGAUUAGGGCUGGUCUCCACUGUU